AUGUCGGACAUUCCGCUGGACUCGGACAAGAUCCGGAAUAAAAGGCUUGCGAAACUGCAGCAAUCCCAACAGCAGCAGCCGCAGCCACAGCCAUCAGAGGAGGCCGCUUCAAAUCAAGAUGGCACGCAGUCGGCACCAUCAUCUCAGCCUUCUACACCUCAGAUCUCGACGCCGCAGCCUGCGACGCCCACGGAACAGGCCUCACCUUCCAUCAACGCAUCCAGUGCGCCGUCGCCUGCGCCGUCGACACGCAUUACCAUAACCCCCGCAAAUGUCACGCCGCAGAAGCGCGAGAUGGAUGGGAUAGACCGACCAGGGUCCAGACAGACAAUCAGGCCUAAUGAGACGAUUGAACAGUGGGAAGACCGCACGCUACGUAAUAUCUUCCGCCUGAGCCUUGAUUCCCAACAAACGAAGGAUAUCCACGGCCAGACGCUGCACCCCUUGCCACAGCUACGGGAAGAGCUCCUGGCUGACGGAAAGCCUUUGUUACUGAACAUUGAUCUGCUCGAACAAGCGAUCAUGGAGGCUGGAAGUACUCCUGGGAAAACUACGCCACACGACUGGCUAUUUGCUUGCUGGAAGAGAAUCACGCGGCUGAGCAAAGGAGUCAAAGAUCGAACUCCCGAGAAUAAGAAGUGGUCCAUCAUUCUGGAGGCGCAGAGACUAUGCAUGAGCUGGUGUCUCCUAUCUGUGACCACUCCGGAAGUGUUUGGGGCCGAAUACAAUGGCGAUGCCGCAUUGGCUGAUCAUCUUCUCGCCGAUCCAGAUGAAGACCGGGGAGUAUGCCGGGAUUUCCUAGAUGAGGCCGUGGCGCGAUUCGACGACGAUGAUACAAUCAAGCAGACAUUUGUGCGAGCCGUUGAGGAACUCAGUCGGAGACUUGCAAAGUUGACGAUGGAUAGCGACUACCGCCGUUACACCGCAAUGCUCCGGCAUCUGAUAAGGUAUAAGCCCGUGGCUGUUGCCAUUACACAGUCUCACAUGUUCGUCGACAAGUCGGUGCCGGCGGCGCAGUUAGAGGUUGCAACCUUGUUGGGCCCAUAUUUCCAAAUAUCCCCGCUUCAAGCAGAGGUUACCAAACAAUACUUUACGGGACCAAGGACGAUGGAUCCAGGUAGAAUCAGAAACGCUCAACAGUCUCUGCAGAUGGCUCUGAGGUCGCAUCAAUCUGAGCUGUUUGACAUUAUCAACACCUUGGUCCGUUCUUCGCCAGAGGCAAGAGAACAAGUCCUCAACUGGUUCGCUCUCAUUGUCAACUCGAAUCAUAAACGAAGAGCUAUGCGGGUUGACAAGACAACAGUGUCAAGUGAUGGGUUCAUGAUCAACGUUAAUACUUGUCUGGAUCAACUCUGUGAGCCUUUCAUGGACGCACAGUUUACUAAGCUCGACCGUGUGGACGUCGACUACCUGAGGAGACAUCCCCGGGUAGAUAUCAAAGACGAAACCAAAAUUAACGCGGACCAGGACGAGUCAGACGCCUUCUACAAGGAGCAGCUUGACGGACCCAACAACUUCAUUUCAGAGUGUUUUUUCUUGACAGUUGCUGCUCAUCACUACGGGUCCGAGGCUGCCCGCAGCAUGCUGAAGGACAUGGAUCGCGAACUCAAACAUAUGGCUAAACAGAUUGAGCAGUUUGAGACCGAAAGACACAAAUACGUCAACAACCCUCCACAAUUGACCAUGUUCGAAAAUGCCCUCAGAAAGUACAAGGAUCAGCAUGACAAGGGACUGGCUUACAAAUAUGCUGUACAGGGCGUCUUGCUGGACGAAUAUGCUCAAACACGCUCAAUGCAGUUUAUGCGAUUUGUGACGGUCUGGCUCCUUCGUCAAGUAUCUAGUCAUCGACAAUUUCCGAAAGAGAAGCUCACUCUUCCUUUGUCUCCCAAAGAGCCUGAUCAUUUCAAGAAUUUGCCGGAGUAUUUCCUAGACAUCAUCAGCGGCAAUUUUGGUUUCAUCAUGUACAACAUGCCACAGGUCAUUUCGCCAACACAGUCUGAUGAGCUCAUUAUGUUGUGCAUCACUUUUCUGCGGAAUUCGGAGUACAUCCGAAACCCUUACUUGAAGGCUUCGCUGGUGACGAUUCUGUUUCGGGGCACGUGGUCCUGGCGCCAGGGUGGUCGGGGCAUAUUAGCCGACCAGUACAACAGUUUACCUUUUGCUACAGAGCAUCUCCUACAUUCUUUGAUGAAGUUCUUCAUCGAGGCCGAGUUCAUGGGUGGCCACGGGCAGUUCUUCGACAAGUUCAACGUCAGAUUCGAAAUUUUCCAAAUCAUAAAGUGUAUUUGGCCCAACCCAGUAUACCGGGACAAUCUUCACCGGGAAGCAAAAGUUAACAUGGAAUUCUUUGUGAGGUUUGUCAACCUCUUACUCAACGAUGUCACUUUUGUGCUGGAUGAAUCUUUUACAUCUUUCCUUACCAUCUAUGACUUGUCCAAGGAACUUGCUCUUGCGGGUACAAGUCUAGAUCAACAGCAGCGGCAAGAAAAGGAAGAGGCUCUGGAGCAGGCUAAACAAAAGGCCAAAUCAUACAUGCAGUUGACCAACGAAACAGUGGAUAUGCUGAAGUUGUUCACCGAGGCUCUUGCCGAUGCUUUCACAAUGCCCGAAAUUGUACAGCGACUUGCAGAUAUGCUGGACUACAAUCUCGACGCAAUGGUUGGCCCAAAGAGCACGUCGCUCAAAGUCGACAAUCUCCAAGAGUAUAACUUCAACCCAAAAGCUCUGCUCAGUGAGAUCGUCGAUGUCUAUCUCAAUCUCGGGGAGAAGGAAAAUUUCAUCCUGGCUGUGGCCCGUGAUGGACGGUCAUACAAGCCAGGGAAUUUCGUUGCAGCUGGAAAUAUCUUGAAGAAGUUUGUUCUCAAAUCGCCACAGGAACUCAACAAGUGGGCCCAACUGAUUGAAAAGAUCAAGAAGGCCAAAGAAGAAGAUGAGGCAGCGGAUGCCGAUCUUGGGGACAUCCCAGACGAGUAUCUUGAUCCUUUGAUGUAUACUCUGAUGGAAGACCCGGUCAGAUUGCCUGUGAGCAAAAUUGUGAUUGAUCGUAGUACGAUUCGCAGUCAUCUGCUGAGCGACCCACAUGAUCCCUUCAAUCGAGUCCCCCUGAAAAUUGAGGACGUCAUUCCUGCUACCGAUGUCAAAGAACAAAUCGAUAAGUUCAAGCAGGAGCGGAUCGGGACCAGGAGGAGAGAUUUCGUCGAAACGGUCAAGACAGAAGCUGGUGGCAAUGCCGAUGGUGAAGCCCCCAAUGCACUUGUUGCCAACGAAGAUAGCGGUGGUGAGCCUAUGGCUCUCGACCCAUGA
Molecule: messenger RNA, 3303 nt
Organism: Exophiala spinifera
Lineage: Eukaryota; Fungi; Ascomycota; Eurotiomycetes; Chaetothyriales; Herpotrichiellaceae
Exons: 3
Coding region: 1-3303 (1100 amino acids)
Biological process (GO): protein polyubiquitination
Cellular component (GO): nucleus; ubiquitin ligase complex; cytoplasm
Molecular function (GO): ubiquitin-ubiquitin ligase activity
Source: RefSeq, a predicted model, not a curated record